This is a messenger RNA of Penicillium paradoxum, 6246 nucleotides long. Its product is annotated as tetrafunctional fatty acid synthase subunit FAS1. Bases 1 to 6246 code for a protein of 2081 amino acids. Gene Ontology annotation, biological process: long-chain fatty acid biosynthetic process. Gene Ontology annotation, cellular component: fatty acid synthase complex. Gene Ontology annotation, molecular function: [acyl-carrier-protein] S-acetyltransferase activity; enoyl-[acyl-carrier-protein] reductase (NADH) activity; fatty acid synthase activity. The record is from RefSeq and is a predicted model, not a curated record. The transcript has a single exon. NCBI's taxonomy places the organism in Eukaryota, Fungi, Ascomycota, Eurotiomycetes, Eurotiales, Aspergillaceae.
AUGUUCGGCACAUCGACCGGUCCCCAGACCGGCAUCAACACCCCUCGGUCCUCUCAAUCCCUCCGCCCUCUCAUCCUCUCGCAUGGCUCCCUCGAGUUCUCUUUCCUCGUCCCUACCUCGCUUCACUUCCAUGCAUCGCAGUUGAAAGACAGCUUCACCGCUUCUUUACCCGAGCCCACAGACGAAUUGGCCCAAGAUGAUGAGCCAUCAUCAGUGACCGAAUUGGUCGCCCGCUACAUUGGCCAUGUGGCUCACGAGCUCGACGAGGAAGACGAUGCACAGGGCAACUUCUUGGAUGUCCUCAAGCUCGUGAUGAAUGAAUUCGAGCGUGCCUUCAUGCGCGGCAAUGACGUUCACGCCGUGGCAGCUGCGCUCCCCGGCAUCGUUGCUAAGAAGAACCAAGUCGUUGAGGCCUACUAUGCUGGGCGAGCUGCGGCGGGCCGGCCCACCAAGCCCUACGACUCGGCCUUGUUCCGUGCGGCGUCCGACAAGGCUGCCGGUAUCUACUCUGUGUUCGGUGGUCAGGGUAAUAUCGAGGAGUACUUUGAUGAAUUGCGCAAUAUCUACACCACUUACCCUUCUUUCGUCGAAGAACUCAUCACUUCCUCCGCCGAGCUCCUUCAAUCGCUCUCCAACGAGCCCGAGGCUAGCAAGCUCUACCCUAAGGGCUUGGAUAUCAUGCAAUGGCUUCAAGAUCGGGACACCCAACCUGAUGUCGAUUACCUGGUUUCCGCUCCCGUCAGUCUGCCACUGAUUGGAUUGGUCCAGCUGGCUCACUAUACCGUCACCUGCAAGGUCUUGGGUCGCAAGCCGGGUGAUAUCUUGGAGCGAUUCCUUGGUGCCACAGGUCACUCUCAGGGAGUUGUAACAGCCGCCGCUAUUGCAACCGCCACAAGCUGGGAAUCCUUCGCUACCGCCGCCCAGAAUGCGUUGACCAUGCUGUUCUGGAUUGGUCUUCGCAGCCAGCAGGCCUACCCUCGCACGUCGAUCGCUCCUUCCGUCCUUCAGGAUUCGAUUGAGAAUGGAGAGGGAACCCCUACCCCCAUGCUGUCUAUCCGCGACCUCUCUCUCGCCGCCGUUCAGGAGCACAUCGAUGCCACCAACCAACAUCUGCCUGAGGACCGCCACAUCUCCGUCUCGCUGGUGAACAGUGCUCGCAACUUCGUGGUGACUGGUCCCCCCAUUUCGCUAUACGGUCUUAACGUGCGCUUGCGCAAGGUCAAGGCUCCCACCGGACUCGACCAGAACCGUGUGCCAUUCACCCAGCGCAAGGUCCGGUUCGUCAACCGUUUCCUCCCCAUCACUGCUCCUUUCCACAGCCAGUAUCUUGUGUCUGCCUACGAUCGCAUUCUCGAGGAUCUGGAGGAUGUUGAGAUCCCUGCCAAGUCGCUGGAGAUUCCUGUUUACCACACCAAGACUGGAGAGGAUCUGCGACUGCUAGGUGACAAGAACAUUGUCCCCUCGUUGGUUCGUAUGAUCACCCACGAUGCGGUCAACUGGGAGCAAGCCACUGUCUUCCCUGGUGCCACUCACAUUCUUGAUUUCGGCCCCGGUGGCAUCUCCGGUCUGGGCGUUCUGACCAACCGGAACAAGGACGGCACCGGUGUCCGAGUCAUUCUUGCUGGUGAGAUGGACGGUACUAACGCCGAGGUUGGCUACAAGCCAGAGCUGUUCGACCGUGAUGAGGAUUCGGUCAAGUUCGCCGUGGACUGGGUUAAGGAACACGGUCCUCGCCUUACACAGACAUCCACCGGCCAAACUUACGUGGACACCAAGAUGAGUCGUCUGUUGGGUAUUCCCCCUGUCAUGGUCGCUGGUAUGACCCCCACUACCGUUGCCUGGGACUUCGUGGCUGCUACUAUGAAUGCUGGUUACCACAUCGAAUUGGCCGGUGGUGGCUACUACAAUGCGAAGACCAUGACGGAAGCCAUUACGAAGAUCGAGAAGGCUAUCCCUCCUGGUCGUGGCAUCACCAUCAACUUGAUCUAUGUCAACCCCCGUGCGAUGGCUUGGCAGAUUCCGUUGAUUGGUCGUUUGCGCAGCGAGGGCGUUCCUAUCGAAGGUCUGACCAUUGGCGCUGGUGUACCAUCUAUUGAAGUUGCCAAUGAGUACAUCGAGACUCUUGGUAUCAAGCACAUCGCCUUCAAGCCUGGCUCCGUCGAUGCGAUCCAGCAGGUCAUCAACAUUGCCAAGGCCAACCCCAAGUUCCCCAUCAUCCUUCAGUGGACUGGUGGUCGUGGUGGUGGUCACCACUCCUUCGAGGACUUCCACCAGCCUGUACUCCAGAUGUACAGCCGUAUCCGCAAGCAGGGUAAUAUUGUCCUUGUUGCUGGCAGUGGCUUUGGUGGCUCGGAGGACACUUACCCUUACCUUUCCGGUUCAUGGUCCGCCAAGUACGGCUACCCUCCUAUGCCUUUCGACGGCUGUCUGUUCGGAUCUCGCAUGAUGAUCGCCAAGGAGGCCCACACCUCUCACAACGCCAAGAAGGCCAUCGCCGAUGCCCCCGGUGUGGACGAUGAGGAAUGGGAGAAGACUUACCAGAAGCCAACCGGCGGUAUCAUCACCGUUCUUUCUGAGAUGGGCGAGCCUAUCCACAAGUUGGCCACUCGCGGUGUCUUGCUCUGGCAGGAGAUGGAUCAGAAGAUCUUCAAGCUCGACAAGGCCAAGCGUGUCCCCGAACUGAAGAAGCAACGCGACUACAUCAUUAAGAAGCUGAAUGAUGACUUCCACAAGGUUUGGUUCGGUCGCAACACCGCAGGCGAGACUGUCGAUCUGGAGGAUAUGACUUAUGCUGAGGUUGUUCACCGCAUGGUGGAGCUCAUGUACAUCAAGCACGAGUCCCGAUGGAUUGAUCCUUCCCUCAAGCGCUUGACAGGUGACUUCCUCCGUCGUGUUGAGGAGCGUUUCACCACUGUCGAGGGUCAGGCAUCGCUGCUUCAAUGCUAUUUGGACCUUAAUACCCCCUAUCCCACCGUUGCCAACAUUCUGGCUGCCUAUCCUGCAGCUGCUGAUCAGCUCAUCAACGCACAGGAUGUGCAACACUUCCUGCUCCUCUGCCAGAGACGCGGCCAAAAGCCCGUGCCUUUCGUCCCCGUUUUGGAUGAGAACUUCGAGUUCUUCUUCAAGAAGGAUUCUCUGUGGCAGAGUGAGGAUCUUGAGGCUGUCGUUGACCAAGAUGUCGGCCGAACCUGUAUUCUUCAGGGCCCCAUGGCUGCUCGUUUCUCCAACGUCAUUGAUGAGCCUGUUCAGGACAUCCUUGAUGGUGUCCACAAGGGACACAUCGCCGGCCUCCUUCGUGAUGUCUAUGGCGGUGACAGCACCAAGAUUCCUGUCAUUGAGUACUUUGGCGGACAGCUUAUGAACGUGGAUGAAUCGGAGGCUGAUGGGUUGACUAUUUCUGAAGAGCCAACCAAGACCAGCUUCCGCUUGUCUGCUACCGCAGCCUUGCCAGAGUUGGACCGCUGGCUCGGUCUUCUUGCCGGCAAUGCCUACUCCUGGAGACAUGCUCUCUUCUUGGCUGAUGUCUUCGUUCAGGGCCAUCGCUUCCAGACCAACCCCAUGAAGCGGAUUGUGGCUCCGACCGCAGGCAUGUACGUCGAAGUAGCCUACCCCAACGACCCUACCAAGACUGUUAUUAGCGUGCGGGAGCCUCACCAGUGUGGCAAGUUGGUCAAGACUGUCGAGGCCAAGAUGAACGAGAACGGGCAGAUCAGUCUGACCUUGUUCGAGAGUCGCACUGCUGAGAAUGGUGUGGUUCCUCUGAACUUCCUGUUCACCUAUCACCCGGAGACUGGCUACGCUCCCAUUCGCGAGGUCAUGGGUGACCGCAACGAUCGCAUCAAGGAGUUCUACUACCGGGUUUGGUUCGGUAACAAGGACGUGCCCUUCGACACACCCACUACCGCCACUUUCAGCGGUGGUCAGAAGACGAUCACUUCCCAGGAUGUUGCCGACUUUGUUCACGCAGUCGGUAACACCGGAGAGGCUUUCGUCGACCGUCCUGGCAAGGAGGUCUUCGCCCCCAUGGACUUUGCCAUCGUGGCAGGCUGGAAGGCAAUCACCAAGCCCAUCUUCCCUCGUACCAUCGAUGGAGAUCUGCUGAAGCUUGUUCACUUGUCCAACGGUUUCAAGAUGGUUCCUGGCGCCCAGCCCCUCAAGGUUGGCGAUGUUCUGGACACAACCGCCCAGAUUAACUCCGUCAUCAACCAGGACUCCGGUAAGAUGGUCGAGGUUUGCGGCACUAUCAAGCGAGACAACAAAGCCAUCAUGCAUGUGACCAGUCAGUUCCUUUACCGGGGUACUUACACCGAUUAUGAAAACACCUUCCAGCGCAAGGAUGAGGUCCCCAUGCAGGUUCACCUCACCACCAGCCGGGAUGUCGCCAUUCUUCGCUCCAAGGAGUGGUUCCGCAUGGACGAAUCCGACAUUGAGCUUUUGGGCCAAACCCUGACAUUCCGCCUGCAGAGUUUGAUCCGCUUCAAGAACAGCGCUGUCUUCAGCAACGUCCAGACCGUUGGACAAGCUCUUCUCGAGCUCCCCACCAAGGAGGUCAUCCAAGUCGCAUCUGUUGAAUACGAUGCAGGUGACUCACACGGUAACCCCGUGAUUGACUACCUUCAGCGUAACGGAACUUCCAUUGAGCAGCCCGUCUACUUUGAGAACCCGAUCCCGCUCAGUGGUAAGACCGCACUGGAACUACGUGCCCCCGCCUCCAACGAGACCUACGCCCGCGUGUCUGGUGACUACAACCCCAUUCACGUGUCGCGCGUUUUCUCCAGCUACGCCAACCUGCCCGGAACUAUCACCCAUGGCAUGUACAGCAGUGCCGCUGUUCGCAGCCUCGUUGAGACUUGGGCAGCCGAGAACAACAUCGGCCGUGUUCGUGGAUUCCAAGUUUCGCUUGUCGGUAUGGUUCUGCCCAACGACAUGAUCACUGUCAAGCUGCAGCAUGUUGGUAUGAUUGCUGGUCGCAAGAUCAUCAAGGUCGAAGCCAGCAACAAGGAUACCGAAGAGAAGGUUCUGGAGGGUGAGGCUGAGGUCGAGCAGCCCGUUACUUCCUAUGUCUUCACCGGCCAGGGCUCUCAGGAGCAGGGCAUGGGUAUGGAGCUGUAUGGUUCUAGCCCCGUGGCCCAGGAGGUCUGGGACCGGGCUGAUCGCCACUUCAUGGAGAACUACGGUCUUUCCAUCAUUGACAUUGUCAAGAACAACCCCAAGGAGCUGACUGUCCACUUCGGUGGUCCUCGUGGUAAGGCUAUCCGCGAGAACUACAUGGCCAUGACUUUCGAGUCGGUGAACGCCGAUGGGUCUAUCAAGUCGGAGAAGAUCUUCAAGGAGGUUGAUGAGACCACCGCCUCGUACACCUACCGCUCUCCCACUGGUCUUCUCUCUGCCACCCAGUUCACCCAGCCAGCCUUGACUCUGAUGGAGAAGGCCAGCUUCGAGGACAUGCGCGCCAAGGGCUUGGUUCAGCGCGACAGCAGCUUCGCUGGACACUCGCUUGGUGAAUACUCGGCUUUGGCCGCUCUGGCUGAUGUCAUGCCCAUUGAGAGCUUGGUUUCCGUCGUGUUCUACCGUGGUCUUACCAUGCAGGUCGCUGUCGAGCGUGAUGCACAGGGUCGCUCCAACUACUCCAUGUGCGCUGUCAACCCCAGCCGUAUCUCCAAGACCUUCAACGAGCCUGCCCUCCAGUACGUUGUUGAGAACAUCUCCGAGACCACCGGCUGGCUGCUGGAGAUUGUCAACUACAACGUUGCCAACAUGCAAUACGUUGCCGCUGGUGACCUCCGUGCUCUUGACUGCCUCACCAACCUGCUGAACUUCUUGAAGGCUCAGAACAUUGACAUCCCUGCUCUUAUGCAGAGCAUGUCUCUCGAGGACGUCAAGGAGCACCUCGUCAGCAUCAUCCAGGAGUGUGUCAAGCAGACCGAGGCCAAGCCCCGUCCUAUCAACCUGGAGCGUGGCUUCGCCACCAUUCCCCUCAAGGGUAUCGAUGUGCCCUUCCACAGCACUUUCCUGCGCUCCGGUGUCAAGCCUUUCCGUUCCUUCUUGCUGAAGAAGAUCAACAAGACUACCAUUGACCCCAGCAAGCUGGUCGGCAAGUACAUUCCUAACGUCACUGCCCGUCCCUUCGAGAUCACCAAGGAGUACUUCGAGGAUGUCUACAGACUCACCAACUCGCCCCGCAUUGCCCACAUCUUGGCCAACUGGGAGAAGUACGAAGAGGGCGACGAGAACGUUGCCAAAUGA